Messenger RNA from [Torrubiella] hemipterigena, 2921 nucleotides. Lineage: Eukaryota; Fungi; Ascomycota; Sordariomycetes; Hypocreales; Clavicipitaceae. The record is from the annotation of a GenBank genome assembly.
ACCACCACGAGCAGAACUGCGACCGGUCGCUUCACCUAGUUUCCAAUCCGAAGGCGGCAGCGUGAGGUUUUCCUCUCUAUAUAACGACCUCUGAACCAUAAUAUCUGUUGAAAAUCAAGUCAAAUCAACCAACAGUCGAGAACCAUCAGAGGCGUUCGUCCACUUCGGCAAGUGCCUGCGUCAAUGAUUGCGGCGCUUCAUAACGACACACGAUUUUCCAAUCGGCCAAAUACCAUGCUCGAUUAAUACGCAUUGUAUUCGAUAUUCCAUUCCAAUAAAACUCACCGAUUCCGUAUAUACAUCACAAGCGAGGCCCCUAGCCUUUUCGGAAUACGAUGCCGACACCAUCCUCUAACCCACCCCCGGAUCCGUCCCCUCCUGUACCUUACAACUUCUCAACAUGCCCAGAAGACACCCAGCACACAAAUACAGCACCGAGAACUGUACGAAAUGAAACACUUUCUGAAGAAAACUCACGAGAGUCUUCGCCUGAAAGCGGCAAUAAUCGCCAUACCCAAUCACAGCAGCCGAGGUUGUCACCGAAUCUAGAUGGCCCUGGUGUAGCGAAUGAUCCCUCCCAGAACAAUACACUCACCGUUGAGAUAUCUCUCCCAAUCUCUCAUACAUCCGCUGUCGGUCUUCCUUCACCUGCGCCAAGCGGGUCGGGCAGUGAAGUCCUAAACGGUCGAGACUCGAUGACGGUGCGGACUACAGGAGAUUCCAAACAGCUACCUGAGACGACACAGGAGCUUAAACCGCUUCUUUUGACAAGAGAAAUUGAACUGCUCCAAAUGUCGCCACUAACUGAUGAGACAUACAUUGCCUCAGAUGGACCUGAGUUCUCCACAAGACGAGCUAUUCCAAUAUCUCCAUCCUCUUUUCUGCGUCCCGGAAGCAAAUUUCACGGCAGUCAACAAUCAGAACGGCAAGUUUAUGACGUGCAGGUAGAAAUCAAAUUUGUGGAUUUGCGAGAAAGCUUUUUAUGUGGUUAUCUACGUAUCCAAGGACUCACCGAGGAUCACCCUACUCUGACAACUUAUUUCGAGGGAGAAAUCAUCGGCUCGAAGUACAGUUUCUUCACCCAGCAUGACGACUGGGGGGCGAACCCAACCGUUGAUUUAAACCACUGGGGGAAGUUCAGUGCUUUCAGGCAAUUCUAUAAAUAUGCCUCCAGAAGUCCCAUGAGUAUGCAUGACGUCGCACAGAAAGAAAACAUAUUUAUGCGAUGGAAAGAGCACUUCCUAGUUCCAGAUCAUCGGGUCAGAACCAUUACAGGAGCCAGUUUUGAGGGCUUUUACUAUAUAUGCUUCAAUCAGUUGAAGGGGGAAGUCAGCGGGAUAUAUUUCCAUUCUAAAAGUGAAAAAUUUCAACAACUGGAGCUGCGACAUGUGCCUGAUAAAGGAUGCUUUAACGCAAUGGAGCUGCGAUGAAAUUUCAAUUCAUAUACUCUAUAAUAAUCCCCCUGCGAUAUUGAUAAUUUUGGCACAUGAAUGGGAGCAUCGAGCUAGUGACCCAGAUGCAAGGAUGGCAUUUUGCGCCUAGAUAUUGUUCUAUUAUCAUUAACGCCUUCGAAUUUCAUGAAUCCGGACAAUCUAGCUUUCAAAUUUUCUAAAGUAUCCACGGCGGAAUGGAUUAAGUUCAUCUGCAGUGGUGCCAGCGGUUUCUGCCGUAGUCCUGUUGUUGUACUCAUCCACGGCUUCGGAUGAUACACUUGUAUCUGGUAUUCGGCGGUACGUUAUAAGUCUACGUGACCCUGCUUCGCCUUAGUAUAAGUGUAGUUAUGAAUUGCUUAUGUACUUACAUCUGUUGAACGACUGGAUACAAAUUGAUAUUGUUUCUAAUCGGGGAUGUGUUGGCGGUGGUAUCUGCUGAUCUUCCUCGUUUGCCGUAGGCAUCCAGAAAGAUAGUCGUCCACCAUCUACCAGGGUUUGUGCCGCAAAUUCCAGUAUAUCGUCGAGAAUGGCAAAAAAGCUGUACGGUUUCUUUGGGGGAAUGAAGUCAGGUGAGCUGUUCAUAUUCGGUUAGCAGUUGGUGGAUAGAGUGCAGAAUAACCAGUAGAUAUUUUUUUAACGCACGAUGCAAGCUGUAUGCCUUUUUCGAUAACCCAUGGUGUUUUCUCAGGGUCCCUAACGCCUAAUACCCGGAGGCCUUCUCGCACACCGUAAGGGGGGUCGCACACAAUUCCGUCCCAAAUUCGUCGGCCUGGUUGGAUAGGGCUGUUUGUAAUGUCGGCCGCAAACGCAUCUCCUAAUCUCCCCAGGAGUGAAUAUUGUUCAAAAUUGCUCACAAGACAUUUGCCGUCACCUUCUCCUCUGAUACUUCGUCCGUCGAUAUCACUGCCCCAUGCCAUGGCCCCAAAGUGUGCGCAAGCCACGGGGAAUGACCCAGUACCAACAAACGGAUCAUAGAAGAUCUUUCCAGGGGCUGCGAGUGCGAUAUUUGCCGUUAUUAAGGCAAGCUCUGAAUCCAUACUUGUCGUUGAUAUGUAGUGUCUCUUCUUCAGGUCAAACUUGAGAACCACGUCGCGAGAUGAAUUCGCAAUAUAUCUGCCGAGGAAUAUUUUUGUUGGAUUUUCAAUUCCCAUCGGCACGCUAUCAAAUGGCCAUAUGUCAAAUACUGUGAAUAUCUCAUCCGGUUUGGACAUCUGAAUCUUGCCCUUGAGCGGUAGGUAGCUGAAAGAGUUGAUAAGUUCGAGGCGUUUGGCAUUCGGUCGAGAUCCCUGGUACGAAUCAAUGACAAAUUUGAAUGACGAUUGUUCAUACUGCUUCCAGACUGAACUGUCUAGAUUUCGUAGAUUAUCAUGCAGUUGUGCCAAAGUAUCGCCUGAUCCAUACAGCUGGUGGAUUGAUUGUGCGAGAAUGGAGCGGCGUACCAGCCGUGCGGCAUGUUCUGGGGACUCCAGUCGAACUAUACACAAAGGU